Messenger RNA from Coregonus sp. 'balchen', 2594 nucleotides. NCBI's taxonomy places the organism in Eukaryota, Metazoa, Chordata, Actinopteri, Salmoniformes, Salmonidae. The record is from the annotation of a GenBank genome assembly.
GGGAAAGAAGCACUCUGCAUUAUCCCUGUGAAGAAUAUCCGGGCUGUGGAGAAACUGGCCGAAAGUGCCUUUAACCGCAAAAAUGUAAGCAGGACUCUCAUGACUGUCUUUGUCUGUUUAGAGCCAGGAGUUUUCACUGGCCGUCUACCUGACCAGUAAAUGGUAAAGCACACUUAUACUAUAGGCUAAUGCAAGGGCCCAGAGGUUUUCCUGGUCAGGUCAACAGAUCAGGAAAAUCUCCUCCUGUGUAAGUUGUGAAGGAAGUUCUUUGAGUUUACGCAUUGAAUUUGAACAGAUACAUAUGUGGACUAUGAGUGUUUGUUACUCAAUAAAAAAUAUAAAAAAUUGUCCGCAAAGGGCAAUUCAUUUGCACCAUAUUGACAGCCUGUCAGAUAUUUUGUGUGUGUAUGUAUGUAUGCGUUAUUGACAGCCCCUCUCUGCUCUCCCCUUUUUAGAUGUUCCAGGUGCUCCACAGUGAGAAGCCGCUGUACGUGCAGGCGGGGAACUGUGUGGAGGCCAGUGAGUGGGUGGAGGUGCUGAGCCAAGUGAGCCGCUGUAACCCGGACCGCCUGGGCACCUUCCACCCCUCGGCCUAUGUGUCCAGAGCCUGGCUCUGCUGCAGGAGCCUGAGCGACAGCCAGCCGGGCUGCAAGCCCUGCACACCGUGAGUACUCACCCCUGAAUCCAAAAGUAUUGGGACAGUUAAUUUUUUUGUUUUUGUUUUGGCUCUGUACUCCAGCACUUUGGAUUUUAAAUGAUACAAUGACUGAGGUUAGACUGUCAGCUUUAAUUUGAGGGUAUUUUCAUCCAUAUCGGGUGAACCGUUUAGAAAUUACAGCAUUUUGUGUACAUAGUCUCCCCAUUUUAGGGGAGACUAUGUACAUUUAUAGACAAAUUCACUUAUGUGUGUUAAAGUACUAAAAUGUUAAGCCUUUGGUCCCAUAUUCAUAGCACACAAUGACUACAUCAAGCUUGUGACUGUACAUAUUUGUUGGAUGCAUUUGCUGUUUGGUUUGGUUUUGUUUCUGAUUUAUUUUGUGCCUGAUAUAAAAUGAAUGGUAAAUAAUGCAUUGUGUCAUUCUGGAGUCACUUUUAUUGUAAAUAAGAAUAUAAUACAUUAAUGUGGAUGCUACCAUGAUUACGGAUAAUCCUGUAUGAAUUGUGAAUAAUGAUGAGUGAGAAAGUUACAGAGCCAUAAAUAACAUGGCUUCUUUAAUACACGUAUAAGUGAAUUUGUCCCAAUACUUUUUGUCCCCUAAAAUAGAGACUAUGUACAGAAAGUGCUGUAAUUUCUAAACGGUUCACCCUAUAUGGAUGAAAAUACCCUCAAAUUAAAGCUGACAGUCUGCACUUUAACCUCAUAGUUUUUACUGUAUGGAGCUCACUGUAUGUGAAUGUAUCUCAAUGUAAUCAAGGUUUGAAAUUAUUCUUGGGACUCUUGCGGUCAAUUUACAAUGUACAAAUGAUUUAUAACUAUGUUCCGGCCCCCGACCCACCGCUGAAUGUAAUUGGGGCCCCUGCCCUACGUGCUUAUGUAGAUCAGAGAGGUUUGUAUAUAUGGAUGGUUCAUAGUAUGAAAAAGACAGCCAGCACUCGCAAAUUAAGUAUUAAUUUGAUUUAUUUUCAGUCAAGACAUUGUGACGGCUAAAAAUAAAUCUUGUAAAUAAAGUAAUUAUUUAUUUAAGAGUUAUUUAAACAAAAUCUGAUUUACUCCUGGGCUACAGCACCCAUAUAUUCAUUUAUAGAACUUAUUAAGAGUUGAGCAUAGAGCAUUUUAUAUGGUUCAUAGUUCUAUCUUGCACUCUGAUCGGUCAGGUGGAAUUUUCGCCAUAUUUCUUGUACUGGUGCUAUUCUUCCCUCUCAGAUCGACACAAAUUUCUAGGAGAUAGCGGCUGCUUCAACCAAGCAAUUGACCGUAACGUAAUCACUGCCUACUUGUAUCAGACACCUGAGUCUUAUUCAAUAGGGAGCACCGCAGCUAAAUUGGACAAUUCCAGGAAGCGUUAUUGGACAAUUCCAGGUUUUCUUCCAUUUGGUGCCUAAUGAACAUGACCCUAUCUUCUUUCCCAGUACCUUGCUGGCUAACCUGCAGCUGGACAUCGACUGUGACCGCGAGACGGAAAGAAUCUUCUCCCUCCUCACCUCCAGCUACUCCAAGCUGCAGAAGAUGGAAGGCAAGUGGGAUUCUACCAGUCAAUCGCCCAACUCUCACAUAAAUUAAUAUAAAAAGUAUUCUUAUCACAGUAGAUUGUUUCUAUAGUGGCUUAUUGCAUGAGGCAUUUUCUCUUGAACCGUACCCUGCCGACUCGGAUAUUUUAUUUUGACAUUGUCCUUUCCAGCUCGUUCCAGCAACUAUUGUGUAUGACUAACCAGGCCAGCCCAGUACAGCUCUGAUUGGCUUGGCUCGGUUUGGCCCUUUAGUGUGAAUCGGGCAACAGUAGCUUGGUGUGAUAGAUACAUGAGGUCAUCAUCACAGGCUAUGUCUCCUGUGGUCAGAUGCAUGUGCCAGCAUCGCUGUGUACCAGGGUCCUGUGAGGGAGCAGGACGACUACUCCCUGUUCACCAUCCAGGACUCCAAGGAGACAUUCCACACA